AUGACUGUUCAUUAUUUUGAUUCAUCUAAAGUUGCCCUAGACAGUAUCACAAUAGGCUUACUAGAACUUUCUACCAACCAUACCUCUGAAAAUAUUUCAAUUUGGUUUGAACAACUUCUUACAGACUGGGGUAAAAAUAAAACUCAGGUUUUCACAGUAGUGACUGAUAACGGGUCAAAUAUUUUGGGUGCAGUUAAAAAAACUUUUACUCCAGAAAAUCAUUUGCCAUGUUUUGCACACACAUUAAAUUUAGUGUCUGAACGAACGAUGCACAACAAGUUAUCAACAAAAUAA
Macrosiphum euphorbiae (potato aphid) is the source of this 294-nucleotide messenger RNA. The record is from the annotation of a GenBank genome assembly. NCBI's taxonomy places the organism in Eukaryota, Metazoa, Arthropoda, Insecta, Hemiptera, Aphididae.